Molecule: messenger RNA, 2012 nt
Organism: Branchiostoma belcheri (Belcher's lancelet)
Lineage: Eukaryota; Metazoa; Chordata; Leptocardii; Amphioxiformes; Branchiostomatidae
Product: kazal-type serine protease inhibitor domain-containing protein 1-like
Exons: 5
Coding region: 309-1154 (281 amino acids)
Biological process (GO): regulation of signal transduction; regulation of cell growth
Cellular component (GO): extracellular region
Molecular function (GO): insulin-like growth factor binding
Source: RefSeq, a predicted model, not a curated record
CUCCGAUAAUUAUCGCAUCGUCCCGACCCCAGAGGUGCCUGUCGCCCGUCCCUCCCCGCUGGGUGGCGCCCCACGCUGGCCCCACAUCUGUUUCCCAUCACCCCGCCGUCUGACGGAUCGGACAGCAGUUCGUGGAUCGUCCCGCGUUCCCCGCUGAUACACACGGCCUCCUGACGAAACCCAAACCGCGAUUCCCCCACCCAGCGCCUGCGAUUACUUUCCGGUGUCCGCCAUAUUUUCUCUGACCAUCACAGGUCAAACAGCAUCAGUGCUAUCUCGGUCGCUCUUUUCCCGUUCAAAAACCAACGAUGAAGCGAUUUCUGGUGGUCGGGCUGCUAGCUCUUCUGUUCGGCGUGGUUUUCGCGGCUCCUACGGGGGAAGAUAACGAGACCAUCCCCGAGGAUGACGAGUGUCCCGAAGAGUGUCCAGAGGAGUGUCCGGAGGCCCUGGGAUGUGUGGCCGGGAAGAAGAUGGACAGGUGUGGCUGUUGCGAGGUGUGCGCCAACAUGGAGGGUGACCUGUGUGACCUGAGAGGAGAUGACAGGGUUUUCGGGGAGUGCGGAAAGCACCUGGAGUGCCGUCCCAACGUCGACUCUGCCGAGGACGGAGAGGUUCCCGACAACAUCUGCUUCUGUAAAUCCUCCGAGGACAUGUGCGGCUCUGACGGCGUGACGUACGGGAACAUCUGUCAGAUGAUCACCGCCGCCUUCCACAGCAAGACUCCCAUCAAACUGGAGCACAAGGGACCGUGUAAAACUGCUCCUUUCAUCCGUACUGGCCCCGAGGCCCUGAAGAACAAGACCGGCGGUAACAUCGUUCUGAGCUGCGAGGUGCACGGCUUCCCCAUCGCCGUGGUGGAGUGGCUGAAGGACGGCACCAGCCUCAUGCCCGGGGAUGACAUGCACGUGGCCGUCCAGGCGCGCGGCGGGCCCGAGAAGUACGAGGUCACCGCCUGGCUGCAGAUCCAGGACCUGAGGAACACUGACCAAGGCACAUACACGUGUGUUGGAAAGAACUCGUACGGCUCUGCCGAAGCCUCGGCCUUCCUCGAGGUCCUGCCGAGGGAAGGCGAGACGUACCCGGAGCCCAGCGAGUUCGCGCUCGCCGACGAAGCUCCCGACAACUGGGAGAACGAGUGGGACGACGACCUGUAAACUGUCAAUCCGAUCGAUCGAACGAAUAAACGAAGUCAAAUUUAGGAAGACGUAGGAGCAUUCUUAGACACAUUUCUUUCUGUACACAACUAUUUUUUCACUAGUAGCAACGUACUAGACAUUUUUUAUACCGCGAGAUAGUGGACAUUGUGUAAAACCGCAUUACAGUUACACUUGUAUAUUUUGUACACUGUAGCAGAGGUCAAGUAUGAACAGGAAAUGAUUAGAAACGAAUCAGUCACGUUACCGAUAUGUUCUUGUUUUAGCUGUACUUUGUAAUAAAAACAAGUCCGGAAAAAUGGUCACUAAGGAGGGCCUAACUCCGAAGUAUAUACUUGUGUGGAGACAGUAUUAGGCUAUGUGUACAUUGGAAACAUAUUUAGAUGCAUAUAAACCUAUCAAAUCUGUGUUCCUUGUCACAGUUAUCCUUGAGCAUAGGUACGUGGGAUUCUUACCAAUCAUAGUGCCAUUAAGGGUCAUCUUGAGACGUAAGAUGUUGUAAAAGAUUCCUUACAUGUUGUCUUUAACCACGUCAUAAGCGAUAACGUUACAUAUAUAACGCAAUGCUGUCCUGUGUAGUAGCUUCUGAAAACAUAACAUUUCCAGCAAAUUUGUCGAUAGGAUUAAGAUUUCCUGGAACAUACUUUUGUACCAAUGGAAGUAGAUCUACUUAGGUAUACUAACAAGAAAUUGGUGCUAUUUUUGAAUGUCGAGGACGAAUUUAUAUAUUUUCCUUGAUUUAAAAGUUCUCACUGUCCUCCAAAGUACUCAAAGUGACAAAUUAGGAAGAAAGGUGUUUGUAAAGACUGGAUAUUCAUAACACUUUCGUAAUAAAACAUUUCAAUGGUGCUAGCACAA